Molecule: messenger RNA, 2710 nt
Organism: Lottia gigantea (owl limpet)
Lineage: Eukaryota; Metazoa; Mollusca; Gastropoda; Lottiidae
Exons: 18
Coding region: 138-2489 (783 amino acids)
Biological process (GO): chromatin remodeling
Molecular function (GO): protein binding; histone methyltransferase activity
Source: RefSeq, a predicted model, not a curated record
GCGGAAGAUAAAAACAAUGAAAAUAUUUAAAUUUUUUGCUUUCAUGUGAGAUAGAAAUAUGUCAUGAACUAUAUUAAUGACAUUUGAAAACUAUCAAUUCUAAAAGAAAGAGGGAACAAUUUGCAAGAAAUCCGAGGAUGUCAACACCAAUGGAUAAUUUACGAAGUUCCACCCAGAAGGCUGCGUCUGCCUCACAAGCUGCCAUGUUGAUUAAAGAGGAGACCAAUUUAGUAGUUGACUGGAAGAAAUGUGUACGAUCUGAGUAUAUGAAACUUUGUCAUCUACGAAGAAACAAACGGGCAGAAGAAGUUAAGACGGUUUGGGGUAGAAAUAGAAAACACAUUGAUGAACAAUUAGAAAAUCACACAAAGUAUGUUGAAUCUUUGCCACCAAACCAAUCUUUACGUGUUAGAGAAUCCUUCAGCAGUAUACCAGUAACAAGAAAGUGUGAAGUGAUAAAUAAGAUGAAUUUUCCCGACCAAACGGUUCCAUUACGUGUUAUGAAUGCUUUAAAAAUGAUACCCACCAUGUACUGCUGGGCUCCUUUGACACAGAAUUUCAUGGUAGAGGAUGAAACAGUACUUCACAAUAUACCAUAUAUGGGCGAUGACAUUCUGGAUAAAGACUGUUCCUUUAUUGAAGAGUUGUUAAGGAAUUAUGAAGGGAAGGUACAUGGAGAGCGACCCAGUAAUUUUAUGUCUGAUGAUAUCUAUAUUGAACUUGUUAACAAUCUACAUGCUAAUUACCCUGAUAUUGAUGACAAUGGCUUUAAAAUUAUUGCUUAUAUGGCAAAAUUAAAUUUUUUAGAUGAUGAUGAUGAUAAAAGCUUUCCCAAACCUACAGCCGUACGUGAUAUCAUAUUUAAGUCAAUUUCCGAAGUUUUUCCAGAAAAAGGAAACCCUGAAGAAUUAAGGGAAAAGUAUCGAGAAUUAAAUGAAAUAUCUGAUCCGAACACCUUACCACCGGAAUGUACGCCAAACAUUGAUGGACCAGGAGCAAAAUCAGUACCUCGUGAACAAACCAUGCAUUCUUUUCAUACCCUAUUCUGUCGACGCUGUUUCAAAUAUGACUGCUUUCUUCAUCGUAAGUCAUACUUUAUUAUUUAUGCCUACCAUCCCACCCCCAGUAUGUUAACUCGUAAAAUAGCUGACAGAAAACAAGAAAAUGAACCUUGUGGUACGGACUGCUUCCUUCAUGUGGCAGGAGUUCAGAGAACCAUCAAAGAAGAGGUAAAAGAUGACACAUCUGAAGAAGGUGACAGUAAAUCGUCCUCAGGAACAAGUAGAGGAACUGGUUGUCGCAAUAAAAGAGGAAAAAUUAACGGAAACAGUGCCAGUAGUGGGGAGGACAGUGAACGCAGUAAUGAUGCUUUAGAUAAAAUGGACGGGGUUAACAGUGAUCGUCAAGUCCUAAAAGAUUCUGAUUUGAUGUACAGCUGCAUGAUUUACAAUAUCCCUUAUUAUUCUUAUUUUGUAUACCAGUAUUUGUGUAUUGUAGACGUGGAGAUCCGCUAUCCAGUCAGAAAGGAACCAACCGAUCCUGUCUGGAACGGAGCAGAAGAAUCUUUAUUCCGUGUUGUCCAUGACAUGUACCGAAACAAUUAUUGUGCCAUCAGCAAAAUUAUUGGCUCUAAAAACUGCAAACAGGUAUAUGAGUUUGCUAUCAAAGAAGAAGCCCAUAUGCCAGAUUUAAAUGAAGAAAGAAUACAGACACCACCUCGGAAGAAGAAAAAGAAGCAAAAGUUGUGGUCAAUGCAUUGUCGUAAGAUACAGUUGAAGAAAGAUGGUUCACCUAACCCUGUCUAUAAUUAUACACCAUGUGACCAUCCUGGACAGCGCUGUGAUGAGUCAUGUCCGUGUACCAUGGCACAAAAUUUCUGUGAGAAAUUCUGUCAAUGUAGUAGUGACUGUCAAAAUAGAUUUCCAGGUUGUCGCUGUAAAGCUCAGUGUAAUACCAAACAGUGUCCAUGUUUUCUGGCUGUAAGGGAAUGUGACCCUGAUCUCUGUCAAACUUGUGGUUCAGAUCAAUUUGACACCAUUAAAAUAUCGUGUAAGAACGUCAGUGUACAGAGAAGUCAAGGCAAGCAUCUCCUGCUGGCACCAUCUGAUGUGGCCGGAUGGGGAAUAUUCCUGAAAGAACCUGCAGAGAAAAAUGAAUUUAUAUCCGAAUACUGUGGAGAGAUUAUUUCACAAGACGAAGCAGACAGACGUGGCAAGGUUUAUGAUAAAUAUAUGUGUAGCUUCUUAUUUAACUUGAAUAAUGAUUUUGUAGUGGAUGCCACAAGAAAAGGAAAUAAAAUCCGAUUCGCCAAUCAUUCUAUCAAUCCUAACUGUUAUGCUAAAGUGAUGAUGGUGAAUGGAGAUCACAGGAUUGGUAUAUUUGCUAAACGUAGCAUCCAAUCUGGAGAGGAACUCUUCUUUGAUUAUAGAUAUGGACCAACUGAACAGUUACGAUUUGUGGGAAUAGAACGAGAUGCUGAUGUUCCUUAAUUAGCAAUAUGUAAUUAAGAGUGCUAGCUAAAAUACUUUAAAUCUAUUGGUGAUCCACCAUAUUCUGCAAUUAUGAAAGUUCCCAAAUUUUAAUUUUUAAAUUCCUAAAUGAAAUGUUCAGAAAAACUUUUUCAGUCUAGAUUCUCAAAUUUUUUAUCAUGAUUGUCAACAGGUUUUCUGAAUUUUUUAUGUGUACCUUGGACACUGAUAGCAUUAAUUUG